Molecule: messenger RNA, 1200 nt
Organism: Acaulospora colombiana
Lineage: Eukaryota; Fungi; Glomeromycota; Glomeromycetes; Diversisporales; Acaulosporaceae
Source: the annotation of a GenBank genome assembly
AUGAGCAAAAUGAAAGCAUACCAUAGUGCUUCGGACUUAUUAGUCAAUAGCUCUAGUGAUUUAGAAGAUAACGUAACAUUAGAUCCAGAUAAUAUGCUAGCGGAGUUGUCUUAUCCUGCUAACACAGGCUCCACCCGCAUGUCAACUCUUAUAACUAGUCCUGCACCUUCUUACAUUGCACACCUUCCCUCCAAGUUAAAGUCCUUUUUUAGAAUAAACGGUUCUAAUAAUAAGAAAGAAUCUUCGAUCGGUUCGGUGGGUAGACGUGGAAAUAGUAAUGGAGAGAUAGGCUCAUCUUCCUCUUUGGCAUCUGCAACUUCAAAUGAUAGUGAAAAGAAUGUCUCUGGCUGCACCCAAAGUGGGAUAUUGAAACAUAAGACAAUUGGACCCUGGUUUUUGAAAGAUCAAAGUAAUAAUCAGAAAUUGCGGCGAGUAGCUUCGGCGCCCAAUACAAAAGCUUUGAACGAUAAAUUGGAUGGUUCACAAAAAAUAUACAAAGAGAAUUAUUAUGGAUCUAACAACAAUGUGACAUUGUCUGUUCCGAAUGGACCUUUGUCAAAAAUGAAGCGUUCAGAGGCUUUUAAGCGGACCUAUUCUUCAAAUUCAAUCAAGGUCAAGAGUGUUGAGGUGGGACCGGAUAGUUUUCAGAAAAUUAAGUUAUUAGGAAAAGGUGACGUAGGUAAAGUUUACCUGGUAAAGGAGAAAAAAACCACUUUGCAAACUCGACCUGGAAAAAGUCUUCUGGAAGAAGAUGCAAAAUUUUAUGCUGCCGAAGUCAUUGCUGCGUUAGAAUAUUUACAUUUGAUGGGCUUUAUUUAUCGAGAUCUGAAGCCUGAAAACUUCGACCUUUCAAAACAAUCUCAUCCUGCUAACAUGCCGGGAAUUGUCAAAACCAGUUCUAGCAAUGUGGGCCAAAAUAGAAAUGCUACUUUCUCCAAUAUAUUAAGAAACGAAGUAUGCUUUCAAGAAGGAGGCGGGGCUCAAAUCGUUUCAAGUUACUUUGCAAAGACGAAAACCGGCGCCUUGGAUCUAAAGCUGCAAAGUUAUGGUACUGAUGCAGUGAAUUUUCGAAAUAUUCAAGAAAGUGUUAGCUUGGAUAUAGAAGGCGAAAAGAUUUUCGAAGUCACUGGAAAAAAUCCUUUCGAGGAAUUUAACAGCGUGACGUUACACCACGAUGGCGAUUAUUAUAAUGAAAUAUAG